Molecule: messenger RNA, 917 nt
Organism: Chara braunii
Lineage: Eukaryota; Viridiplantae; Streptophyta; Charophyceae; Charales; Characeae
Source: the annotation of a GenBank genome assembly
GCGGAAGCAAGGGGUGACUGAGGAGGCCUAUGAGCCCCACAUGUUGUAUCAACUAGCCGAAUGGAAGAAGCGGGCAGAUGCGGCCACAACCACAAGGAGGAGGAGGCAGAAGAACAGCGUUGCCUCGCUGCGAGACUGCAAUUGGAGGACGCAGAGGCAGCAAAGAAGGCUGCAGACCAGCAACCUCGAAUCCACCGAGACGCACUCUUUGAAAUCGAGGGUGAUAUCGAGGAAGCAGUCGGCGGUUGGGGGGUCCCUUUCGAAGCAGAAGAUGCCACCGAUGCUGUACGAGGCAUUGCAGCCGCAUUCACACAUGUGACCUAUCUCGUCGCCACGUGCACAGCUCAACAAGACGACAUCCUCUGCGAAGACACGCUGGUCAAACAGCAGGCUCAGCUCAUCGCCAACCUGCUCGACCGUGUGCACAGGCUGGAACAGCAGCCUGCAGCAGCCACACCCGCCAGACCCUCCAACUUGGAGGUAGACAUGGGCGUUGUCAAGGACACAGUGAAGCAGCAGCACGCAACCAACCAACAGUUGGAUCAGCAGAUUCGUGCAGCUGCGGCAAGCCCAGCCUCAUCAUCCAAUACCGUGGUGGCGGCAAUUCGAGUUGCGUCUGUUCAUGUACAACGUGAAAGGCACCAACCGACAUGCGUGCAUCUACCACCCGUCGGGUGGCGAGUGUCAAGCAUUGCUUAACAACAUUUUGUCGACACACACGAUCGACAUCUCCGAGCGGCAUACGAAGAUCAGUUGGGCUGAUCUUACGGCAGAAUGGCAUACGCUGUUCCAAGUGCAACCGCCCGAGCUUCAGGCGAUGGAAAAACUGCAUAAGUAAUUGUCGAGCACGGAUUGGAUCGCCGAGUACCAACGCUUGGCAUCCACGCCCGACUUGCCAAUCAAUUUCACUGGCGUGA